AUAUAAAUACAACUGAAAUAUUCAUGCGUUCAUAUCAGUUGAAGUAGUCGAGGGAACUGGAAUCGGUAUAUCUUACAUUCCAAACAAAUAAAAUGAAAACUCUUGCACUUGUGGCGUGUUUCCUGACAAUUUCCUAUGCUGUUGAUCCUCAAGUAACACAGUCGUACAAUAAUUAUGCAAGUUGUAUCAAAGAAUUUAAUGUGCAGGAAUGGACACCAGAAGUAAUUAAAUGUGUAAUGGAAAAGGACAAAGUGAUCGACGAACAAGGUUUAGUCAACAAAGAAAAACUUUUUGCUAAUUAUGAUAAACUCAUUUCCGAUGCGGCCAAGUUGAAGGAAGCAAAAGACAUCUCCACCACAUGUUUUCAGCAAGCCCAAUCAGGAAGCAAUGAUGAAAAGACUAUGACGGCUAUACGGUGCGCAGUACAUGUAGCAGAGCUAUUUGAUAAGCCCGAAUAAAGGAAGAAAGUACAUUUUUUCUCUUGCGUAGUAUUCAUAUAAUAAACUAAUAAGUAAUGCAAUCUCGCGUAUAUGAUUAAAUAUUAAUAAUUCUGAUUUUAUAACUAUACAUUCUCGAAGAUUUUAUAUAAAACCUUCUUGUUUUAUGAAUUGUAAUUAACUUUGUAUGCUUGUAUUCAAUAAAAUAUAAUACUUAA
Camponotus floridanus (Florida carpenter ant) is the source of this 655-nucleotide messenger RNA. RefSeq lists its product as uncharacterized. The record is from RefSeq and is a predicted model, not a curated record. The transcript is spliced from 5 exons. Gene Ontology annotation, molecular function: odorant binding. The coding region runs from base 93 to 458 and encodes 121 amino acids. NCBI's taxonomy places the organism in Eukaryota, Metazoa, Arthropoda, Insecta, Hymenoptera, Formicidae.